This is a messenger RNA of Arabidopsis arenosa, 1323 nucleotides long. Lineage: Eukaryota; Viridiplantae; Streptophyta; Magnoliopsida; Brassicales; Brassicaceae. The record is from the annotation of a GenBank genome assembly.
CCUUUUCACCAUCUUUCGUUGAGAGAAGCUCGUAUCAUCAUCAUCAUCAUGACUCAGUAUGUGACUCGACGAUCACAAAUCCCAGGGUCACGCUUCACUCCCUCAAACCUGGAGCUCAUAAACUACCUUCGCCGGAAAAAAGAAAGAGGGAAAAGCUCUUCUUUCAUACCCGACAUGGAUGUGUACGAGGAAGUACCAUGGCUUCUUCAGCACGUAAGACACUUUAGAUCCAAAGAGAACGAGUGGUAUUACUUCGUUACUAGAAGAAACCGAACUGUGGGCUGUUUUACAUGGAGGAGUACUACUAAAACUUCGAUAUAUAAAGAUGGUGUCACUGUCGGAUAUAUGCGGAGUCUGGCUUUCUCACUUGACGGCAUGGCUACUGGUUGGGUCAUGCACGAGUUUUUAUUGAAUCGUUCGGGAAAAGAAAAAGUGGUUCUGUGUAGAAUCAGGUUUACCCUUAGAGAUGACAAUUCUCAAUAUGCUCCAAGAUUUGAAUCUAGAGUCAUCGGACAACCACAGCCGCCGCGGCGUGAAGAAGCUGCACGGGAAGAUGGUUUAACGUUGGUAGAGAAUAAGAAGAACAAUCUUUAUGUUGGCAUAGCGUCUGGUUCUUGUCCUAGAGAGGAUGUGUCUGCUCAAAGUCAACAGUUUAUGAGACAACAAAAUAGUUGUUUCAAUCCUAACUUUGUCGAAAAUCUAAAAGCUCAGCAACAACAACAAUAUUUAAUACAUGACUCAAAUUUCACGGUGACUCAAAAAGGCAUGAUCAAACAUCAAGAGUUUGGCUCUUCCGGUGAAAGUUCAGGAGGAGAUUUGGCUCAAAACCAUCUCUUAGUGGUUCCUUUGGAGACUCAACAAGGCAUGGAACCGCAACAACAAGAAAAUGUUGUUGAAAAUCAAACAACGGACCCCUCAUACUUGACUCAAGGACAGAAGCAGCAACAUUGUGAACAAGCCACGGAUCUUCCAAUCAACCAAGGCACUGAUGAACCACAUAGAAGCACUACAAGCUCUUUUAGUCACAACGAAUUGAUCCAACAAUCUCUCGGAGAAAUGGAUAAGAUGGCUAACUUUGAGAAAUGGGCUCAACAAGAUCUUGGAGACAUGGAUGAUAUGGCUAACUUUGGGAAUGCAGAAUGGGCUCAACAGCUUGGGGAAAACACACCAGAAGAAGAAGCUGAGUUACAAGCUGAACUCGGAAACUGCAAAACCACCGCUUCUCUCUUUAACUACUUCUGCCCAAUGUAGUUUAAUAAUCCUUUUUUCUGGUUUUCCUCUGUUUCUGGAUGAUCUAAAACAUAUUAAAGUUUUCGUUAGAUC